AUGAUUGGGCUUACUAAUGAGUUAAAACAUGGUGCAGAAAAAGGCCACAUUUUGGAAUUCUCACAGUCUAUUCCCGAAGUCAGGGAAUUUGAAGGUAGUGGUGAUGAGGAGGAGGAGAAGAAAGAGAAGGAAAAAGACAGAAAAGACACUAAAGAAUAUGUUGAAGAAGCAUAUGAAGAUGAGAACCAGAAAUCAUAUAAAUGGUCCAUGAUGUUAAGUAUUGCACAAGAUUUCAUCUACAGUAUAAGUGGAGGUUUACACAUAACAAUGAACUUCCUAAACGUGCUGGGGCAGCAUACUCAGGAUUCUGGAUUGUCGAGUGUGUGGACUGGAAUUUUAGGUAGACAAACAAUAGAGCAUGUAAUUGCUGGUAAAGAUUGUGCAAAAGCCACUCAUGCUCACAUGAACACUCUACAGGCAAUGUGGCAACUGUCAUUACCACAGCUUCUGAGCUAUCUACAGAAACAUGACAAGAAACUCAACGAAAUUUUUUUGGAUUUUGCAAAAUCUGAUGCUGCAGAAGACUACAAUAACCUAGUGCGUAUUCUGUCAUCAGCAAGUUUCUAUGACCAGAUGUCAUCGUUUGUGCUAAGCAACAUGGACAACUCAGUUGUGAAAGAUUCAGCACAUUCAAAUUAUGAAAGCCCAAUACUAAAACGAAGCCCUGACAUCACCAAAUCACCACUGACGAAGUCAGAACAACUUCUGAGAAUAGAUGACCAUGAUUUCAGCAUGAGACCAGGUUUUGGAGGUCCUGCAAUUCCUGUGGGAGUAGAUGUACAAGUUGAGAGUCUGGAUAGUAUUUCAGAGGUGGAUAUGGACUUCACCAUGACCCUUUAUCUGAGACACUACUGGAAAGAUGAAAGACUGUCCUUCCCAAGCACCAACAACCAAAGCAUGACAUUUGAUGGCAGGCUAGUGAAAAAAAUUUGGGUUCCUGACAUGUUCUUUGUACAUUCCAAGCGCUCCUUUAUCCAUGACACCACCACUGACAACGUCAUGCUACGGGUCCAGCCAGAUGGGAAGGUACUUUAUAGCCUCAGGGUCACAGUAACUGCAAUGUGCAACAUGGAUUUCAGUCGCUUCCCCCUGGACACACAGACGUGUUCACUGGAAAUUGAAAGUUAUGCCUACACUGAAGAUGAUCUAAUGCUGUACUGGAAGAAUGGGAAUGAUUCCCUAAAAACGGAUGAGAGGAUAUCGCUAUCCCAGUUCCUUAUACAGGAGUUUCACACCACCACAAAGCUUGCCUUUUACAGCAGUACAGGGUGGUACAAUCGCCUGUACAUUAACUUCACUUUACGCCGCCACAUCUUCUUCUUCUUGCUGCAAACCUAUUUCCCUGCCACUUUGAUGGUCAUGUUGUCCUGGGUGUCUUUCUGGAUUGAUCGCAGAGCUGUACCUGCCAGGGUCCCUUUAGGAAUAACUACGGUACUGACCAUGUCUACAAUCAUUACUGGUGUAAACGCCUCCAUGCCUCGAGUUUCCUACAUCAAAGCUGUGGACAUUUACCUCUGGGUCAGUUUUGUGUUCGUCUUUCUCUCAGUAUUGGAAUAUGCAGCAGUGAACUACCUGACAACGGUGCAAGAGCGGAAAGAGAGGAAACUGCGAGACAAACUUCCUUGUACUUGCGGACUACCUCAGCCCCGGACCAUGAUGAUGGACGGCAGCUACAGCGAUGGGGAUGUGAAUGAACUGGGACACUAUGUGUCUGAGAAUGGAGAUAAACAAGACAGAAUGAUGAUGCAGCUGACACUUGGUUCUGAAAGGAGUUCAAGCAGGAGGAAAAGCCAGAGAUACGUCAGCAUGCGGAUCGACACCCAUGCCAUUGACAAGUAUUCCAGAAUAAUAUUCCCAGGCUCAUACAUUUUAUUUAAUUUGAUAUACUGGUCCAUUUUUUCAUAA
This is a messenger RNA of Chrysemys picta bellii (western painted turtle), 1905 nucleotides long. The record is from RefSeq and is a predicted model, not a curated record. Lineage: Eukaryota; Metazoa; Chordata; Testudines; Emydidae.